AUGUGUUUCGGUUCCGGCUUCUGGGAUGGUAUAAUGCCGCAUCCACCUCGUCGAGAAAAAUACAAAAACCAGGAGAAGUACCAGCGAGACUAUGCCCGUCGCGAAGAGCUCUUCGCCCAUACCAAUGGCCGUUUCCUUGUUGACGAAAAGAACCAACUUGAUCGACGAUAUGUAGAAUUUGACCUGGACGCACUUUGCAGUACUGCUGCCACUGCUGGCAGCAAGUCAUCUCCAAUCACAGCCAUUGAAAAAAUGGAAGGCGGCUUCAGCAAAGUGCUUCUGAUGCAAAAGGAGAAUGGGAUGGAAGUCAUCGCCAAAAUCCCGUGUCGCAUUGCUGGGCCUGCAGUCUUGACCACAGAAUGCGAAGUUGGUGUCUUAGAAUUCUUAAGGAAACACACAAGUAUCCCCGUUCCCCGGGUACUGUCCUGGUCUUCGGACAGUUCCAACAUCGUGGGAGUUGAAUAUAUCAUCAUGGAGAAAGCUUCAGGGGUCCAGCUUUUUCGGGUUUGGGAAAAGAUGCCAAAGACAGAAAAGCCAAUACUCAUUAGAAGCCUAGCGAAGCUGGAGGCCCAGCUGUCGGCUAUUCGAUUUCCUGCAUCCGGGGGACUUUAUCUUCAGAAAAAGACGAACAUUUUGAAUUGCACACCUCUUGACAAGGAUAUCGAUCCAACAGGUUCUUUCUGCAUCGGUCCCUCUUGCGACCGCGCAUACCAAACAAAGGGAAUUGAAACUCCUGAUGUCCCAGGUGUGCAUGAUACCGGGCCAUGGGAUACAAUCUCAGCCCUGGGGAUAUCUAUCAUAAGAAGAGAGUUGUCUCGAAUCUCCAACGGACAUCUUAUGAACCACGCACAUUUCUACCGCGAAGGUGUUGAAGAAUGUACCAAGCUUCUAGAAACCACGAUACGUCUCAUGACAUGUUUAGAUGGCAACAGCAUCCUUUCGGGGUCUUCUCAACCAACACUCUGGCACACAGAUUUACAUAUGGGAAACAUAUACGUCUCACCCGGUGAACCUUCACGGAUAGUAUCUUUCAUUGAUUUGCAGGGGGUGCUAGUCUUACCAGCCUUCCUCCAAGCUCGGUGGCCAAUAUUCAUGAAGCCUUGGCAGGAGAGUGAAUACGUGAGAGGACCUGUACAAGUGAAGCUGCCAGACGACUUCGAUCAAUUAGACGAGGAAGAAAAAAGGGCUGCUUUGAACGAGUGGGAGCAAGAUAUGCUAGCCAAGACUUACGAGAUCGCCACGUAUCUUGAGAACAGACCGGCGUAUAACGCCAUGAAUGUGCCGCGAGUUUUUCGUGAGCUAUUCGUUCGUUGUGGUGAGAUUUCAGAGAUGGGAGUUCUCCCACUUCGUGAAUGCCUCAUAGAGAUAUUCCAGAGCUGGUCGAACUUGGGAUUCUCUGGAGAGUGCCCGUUCUCCUUCACAGAAGAAGAGAUCGAGAUUCAUGAGCGCCAAUUCGCUGGUUAUGAAGAUUGGCACCAAGUCCAGGCCCUUGCUCGGGAAUGUCUAGAUACCGAUGCAGACGGCUGGAUAUCACCACAGUUGGAUUUCGAGAAUAAACGAAACCUGAACAAGCAAUUACAGUGCAUGUACAUCCAACAAAUGGCCGGCGAGAAAACCCCCGAGGAAGUGAAAGCAAUUUGGCCUUUCCCAUUGUGA
Penicillium crustosum is the source of this 1656-nucleotide messenger RNA. RefSeq names its product aminoglycoside phosphotransferase family protein. NCBI's taxonomy places the organism in Eukaryota, Fungi, Ascomycota, Eurotiomycetes, Eurotiales, Aspergillaceae. The transcript has 4 exons. The coding region runs from base 1 to 1656 and encodes 551 amino acids. Gene Ontology annotation, cellular component: mitochondrion. The record is from RefSeq and is a predicted model, not a curated record.